This is a messenger RNA of Hibiscus syriacus, 2712 nucleotides long. RefSeq names its product homeobox-leucine zipper protein ANTHOCYANINLESS 2-like. Lineage: Eukaryota; Viridiplantae; Streptophyta; Magnoliopsida; Malvales; Malvaceae. The record is from RefSeq and is a predicted model, not a curated record. Gene Ontology annotation, molecular function: DNA binding; lipid binding; DNA-binding transcription factor activity, RNA polymerase II-specific. Gene Ontology annotation, biological process: regulation of DNA-templated transcription. Bases 45 to 2393 code for a protein of 782 amino acids. The transcript has 10 exons.
UUCUGGGUGCAAGAAUAGUUGCAGACAUCCCUUAUAGCAACAACAUGUCAACUGGUGCUUUUGGACUUCCUAAGAACAUGUUCAACUCUUCAGGCCUCUCUCUUGCUCUUCAACAACCAAACAUAGAUAAUAACCAAGGACAUGAGACCAGAUUGGGUGAGAAUUUCGAGGCAAGUAUUGGGAGAAGAAGCAGAGAAGAGGAACACGAGAGCAGAUCUGGCAGUGACAACAUGGAUGGUGCUUCGGGUGAUGAUCAAGAAGCCGCCGCUGACAAACCUCCGAGGAAGAAGAGAUACCACCGACACACUCCUCAGCAAAUCCAAGAGCUUGAAGCUCUCUUUAAGGAGUGCCCUCAUCCCGAUGAAAAACAGAGAUUAGAGCUCAGCAAAAGGCUUUGCUUAGAAACCAGGCAGGUCAAGUUCUGGUUUCAAAAUCGCCGUACUCAAAUGAAGACUCAAUUAGAACGCCACGGGAACUCAUUGCUAAAACAGGAGAACGAUAAGCUUCGAGCUGAAAACUUGUCUAUUAGGGAUGCUAUGAGGAACCCGAUUUGUACCAACUGUGGGGGUCCAGCAAUUGUUGGUGAUAUAUCACUUGAAGAGCAACAUCUUAGGAUUGAGAACGCUCGCUUAAAAGAUGAGUUAGAUCGUGUUUGUGCACUUGCUGGCAAGUUUUUAGGGCGUCCAAUUUCAGCACCUCCAAUGCCAAACUCAAGUUUAGAGCUUGGAGUUGGUAGCAAUGGCUUUGGUGGUUUAAGCACCGUGGUCGCUACAACAUUGCCUUUGGGGCCUGAUUUUGGAGGUGGGAUUACAAAUGCUUUGCCACCAAUGGUUACUCCUCCUAAUAGACAGACAGUCGGAGUCACUGGACUCGAUAGAUCUGUGGAAAGAUCGAUGUUUUUGGAACUCGCAUUGGCUGCCAUGGACGAACUGGUUAAGAUGGCUCAAACUGAUGAACCACUUUGGAUUAGGAGCUUGGAAGGUGGAAGAGAAAUGUUAAACCAUGACGAGUACUUGAUAACAUUCACUCCUUGCAUUGGCUUGAAACCAACCGGCUUUGUGACUGAGGCUUCUAGAGAGACAGGUUUGGUGAUUAUCAAUAGUUUGGCCCUCGUUGAAACUUUGAUGGACUCGGAUCGUUGGACGGAGAUGUUUCCUUGUAUGAUUGCUAGAACAUCAACUACUGAUGUGAUAUAUAAUGGCAUGGGAGGAACCAGAAAUGGUGCACUUCAACUGAUGCAUGCUGAGCUCCUAGUCCUCUCUCCUUUGGUACCAGUUCGUGAGGUCAGUUUCUUAAGGUUCUGCAAGCAACAUGCAGAAGGGGUUUGGGCAGUGGUCGAUGUAUCCAUUGAUAGCAUCCGAGAAAGUAGUUCAGGUGCACCCACGUUUGUGAGCUGUAGGAGGCUUCCUUCUGGCUGUGUUGUGCAAGAUAUGCCUAAUGGAUACUCCAAGGUUACAUGGGUUGAACAUGCCGAAUAUGACGAGACUGAAGUUCACCAACUCUACCGUCCUUUACUAAGCUCCGGUAUGGGCUUCGGUGCCCAACGGUGGGUGGCCACCCUUCAACGGCAAUGCGAAUGCCUUGCUAUAUUUAUGUCCACCACUGUUCCCACUAGAGAUCACACUGCUAUAACUGCAAGUGGGAGACGAAGCAUGUUAAAGCUAGCUCAACGUAUGACCAAUAAUUUCUGUGCCGGUGUUUGUGCCUCGACGGUUCAUAAAUGGAACAAGUUGAACGUCGGGAACGUGGAUGAAGACGUAAGGGUUAUGACUAGGAAGAGUGUCGACGACCCCGGCGAACCACCGGGCAUUGUGCUGAGUGCCGCUACAUCAGUUUGGUUGCCGGUGUCACCUCAAAGACUGUUCCAUUUUUUACGUGAUGAACGGUUGAGAAGCGAGUGGGACAUAUUGUCCAACGGUGGACCAAUGCAAGAAAUGGCCCACAUUGCUAAAGGCCAAGAUCAUGGCAACUGCGUCUCCCUCCUCCGUGCCAGUGCCAUGAACCCGAACCAGGGUAGUAUGCUGAUAUUGCAAGAGACGUGCAUAGACGCGGCCGGGUCGCUUGUGGUGUACGCGCCCGUUGACAUUCCAGCAAUGCACGUGGUUAUGAACGGUGGUGAUUCUGCAUACGUGGCACUCCUACCUUCAGGUUUCUCAAUUAUCUCGGACGGUCCUGGCUCUCAUGGGCCCAUCUCUGAUGGACAGGUUAACGGGAGCGGCGGUUGCAAUGGAGGGUCGCCGAGAGUGGGUGGAUCGCUUCUUACGUUGGCGUUCCAAAUAUUGGUCAACAGUUUACCUACGGCGAAGCUGACGGUAGAAUCGGUGGAGACGGUCAAUAAUCUUAUAUCGUGCACCGUGCAGAAGAUCAAAGUUGCCCUUCAGUGCGAAAGCUGACGUGAUUUUGACUCGAGGGCAGUUUCUGUAGUAGUUGAGUCAAGAACGAACCGCUCAUGGAGACUCCUUGCGUGGUGAUGGCCGACUUAGUCAAGUGGACAGAACGAGGCAAGGGUGGUGGUUCGGGUAUUGACUCAGAUCGACCUUCUGAAAUGUUUGGAAAGAGCUCCUCUUAUUGUUGUAUUAAUCAAAUCUAAUUUUCAGGGUUGGGAGUUUAGAUUUUUCGAUUGCAUAUCCCUGUUGUACUCAUUAUCUCAUGGAACAUCUUUGUUUUGAGCUGUCACUUUCUUUAGGGUUUUGGCUUCUGGCAACUUACUAA